AUGAAUUCAAGAAGACGAGAAGCAAUAGCUGAUAUCAUUUGGCAACACCGUGAAAUUCGGUUUGAUCUCGAUCCACGCCAUCUAAGAUUAAUUCAUGGUGAACAUAUAAUUGAUCGAAUCGAUGGCGUUGAGGAUACAAAAGGAAAUAGUGGUGAUAAAGGUAUUUUUCGUAUAACAAAUCUACGAAUCAUUUGGCACGCUGUACAAAUGCCUCGUAUCAAUUUGAGCAUUGGGUACAAUUGUAUAAAUGGUGUUACAACGAGAAUAGCUGAGUCAAAAAUUCGUGGACGUGCUGAAUCAUUAUAUAUAAUGGCACGAAAUGCUAAUACUCGUUUCGAAUUUAUUUUUACUAGUAUUAGUCCGUCACAGACCAAAUUAUUUACAUCUGUCAUCUCUGUACAUCGAGCUUAUGAGACAUCGAAAAUGUUCCGUGAGUUAAGGAUGCGUGGAGCUUUGAUCAACGAAGAUGGUCAGCUGCGUAUUUUGCCUCAAGAACAGCAGUGCGAUCGCUUUGAGGGAAUAUGGAAUCUUAGUGGAGAUCAAGGCACUCUUGGUGUGUUAAUUCUGACAAACAUUCGAAUUGUGUGGUUCUCCUUGGUCAAUCCUAUGUACAAUGUCAGCAUACCUUAUCUCCAUUUGCAGUGUUGUCGAAUUCGUGAUUCAAAAUUUGGAGUCGCUCUUGUAUUUGAAACUUCAGUUACAAGUGGCGAGUAUGUUCUGGGUUUCCGUGUUGACCCUAAAGAUAAAUUACAACAGAUAUGCAAAUCAAUUCAAGUUUUGCAAAAUGCAUUCAUCUCAAAACCAAUAUUUGGCGUACAAUACGGUCGAGAACGUCCAGUAAUCGCUUUUUCACCCUUAUUAUUAAUAUUGGAUAUCAAUCAGCAAACGGGGACACCCAAAGCUAUUGGAGAAACACUAAAAUUAAUCGACGAAGAUAUUGAACUCGACGAACGACCUCUUCGCUCGGACGCAUUUGCUGCAUAUUUUUCGGAUGGAUUGAUCAGCGAAGGAGUGCGGCCACCUGUUUAUUCCGAGGAACUUGGAAUAGCCAUUGAACAAUUAAAACCAGGUUUCACUAUUUCUGAUUUAUGGAAUAUUCAUGUCGAAUAA
Molecule: messenger RNA, 1110 nt
Organism: Dracunculus medinensis (Guinea worm)
Lineage: Eukaryota; Metazoa; Nematoda; Chromadorea; Rhabditida; Dracunculidae
Source: the annotation of a GenBank genome assembly